CACAAACACAAACACCCAUUUCUAAGAUACCCGAGGAAGAGUGAGGUCAGGAACAUAGACACAUAUAGCAUAAUUAGCACUAGAAGAAGAAGAAGGUGAACAAAAAUGGAGGGUCCCAGAAGGCCAAACAGGAGUGACAUACAUGUCUCAGCUGAGGAAGAAGCCACCACAGAGGAAAAGACCAGAGAGUAUUUCGAUGGAGUGGCACCACAGCGCCACACAAAGCCUCAACGCAGUGACUAUUCUUCUCAAUAUGUGGAUUCUUUCUCCAACAACAUCAAUGGCCAAGAUUCAUCUUCUAUACCAGAAAUGCUACAAUUCCAACGCCUCGAGAAUGAUCCUCAAGAGAAAUUGGUUUACGAUGGAAAUCAAGUGACAGAAGAAUUUGUGGAAACAGAGUAUUACAAAGAUCUCAACAAGGUGGACAAACACCACCAUACGACAGGAACAGGGUUUAUCGAAGUAGAGAAAAGUGGCAAAUGCUUCCACAUAGAACCAGAUAAUGAUACUGAUUGUCAUCACUCUAGCAAGGGCAAUCCAGCAACCAAUGACUGGGUUCCUACUCCUUCCACUGAGGUGGGUUUCAAUUCAGACAAACCUAACAGGAGUGAAAUCUGAAAAUGGAGGAGUGGCUGCUGUUUUCUUUAAAUGAAGAGAAUAAUAUCUCAGCUUCAUUUCAGAUUCUGGGGAUUCCAAGCAAGUAGUGCUUAAAGUUGCAAACCAAAUAAAUUCAAAUAAAAAAAGACUUGUGAUUUGGAUUCAAGGUUAUUGUGUUUGAAUAUGGUAUUGAUUAAGCAUUUCAUAUUGUAUCAUUCAUGUCCUAUGUUUCUGAAAACUUCUGCAGUCUCA
Molecule: messenger RNA, 849 nt
Organism: Gastrolobium bilobum
Lineage: Eukaryota; Viridiplantae; Streptophyta; Magnoliopsida; Fabales; Fabaceae
Exons: 4
Coding region: 106-618 (170 amino acids)
Source: RefSeq, a predicted model, not a curated record